CCUCUUCCUCUCUUUUUGCCUGCAGCUGCGUUCCCUGCCCGCUGCUACUCUCACGGGUCACAAGAAUCAGAUGAAGAAUUUGACGCUCGCUGGGUGACAUAUUUCAACAAGCCAGAUAUUGAUGCCUGGGAGCUCAGGAAAGGCAUAAACACGCUCGUGGGUUAUGACCUGGUUCCAGAACCAAAAAUCAUCGAUGCAGCCCUGAGGGCGUGCAGACGGUUAAAUGACUUUGCCAGUGCCGUCCGCAUCUUAGAAGUUGUAAAGGACAAGGCAGGACCUCACAAGGAAAUCUAUCCCUACGUUAUCCAGGAGCUUAGACCAACUUUGAGUGAACUGGGAAUCUCCACUCCAGAGGAACUGGGCCUGGACAAAGCAUAAACCUUA
Molecule: messenger RNA, 384 nt
Organism: Mesitornis unicolor (brown roatelo)
Lineage: Eukaryota; Metazoa; Chordata; Aves; Mesitornithiformes; Mesitornithidae
Product: cytochrome c oxidase subunit 5A, mitochondrial
Exons: 3
Biological process (GO): mitochondrial electron transport, cytochrome c to oxygen
Cellular component (GO): mitochondrial inner membrane
Source: RefSeq, a predicted model, not a curated record